Trichomonas vaginalis G3 is the source of this 313-nucleotide messenger RNA. RefSeq lists its product as uncharacterized. Lineage: Eukaryota; Parabasalia; Trichomonadida; Trichomonadidae. The annotation marks the transcript as partial. The record is from RefSeq and is a predicted model, not a curated record. The transcript has a single exon.
AUGCUUCCAAUAGAAAAAGAAAAUUCUAGAGUUGCUACAACUAAACCAUUAGAUGAACUUUUUACUAAUGUCGGUCAAAAGUUUGAGACAGAUACCGUAAAGCAUGAAGGCUAUCGUUUUGACUACCCAUUAAGAUGGUUAAGAGACCCAUCUGUCACAAAAGCUAUUGGCUUUCGAAGAAUAAAGUUCAUUUCAGAAGCCAUACAUGGUUUCCCAUUUACGGUCGGUUUUGAAGUUCGAUACUAUAACAAAGAAAAACGUAUGUAUGAGAAAUUUGAACAAGGAAAACUUUUACAAGUUAAUUUGCUUAUAA